This is a messenger RNA of Paramuricea clavata, 4483 nucleotides long. The record is from the annotation of a GenBank genome assembly. NCBI's taxonomy places the organism in Eukaryota, Metazoa, Cnidaria, Anthozoa, Malacalcyonacea, Plexauridae.
CUAUGAUAUUUGUACAUAAAUGCAAAAACCGCAGUUGAAUCGCGACGGAUUGCCUUUGCGUCGUUGCAUCUUCUGUAACAUGAGCCAUUACAACUAGUGUUACAUAACGUUUCGGCAUGAUGUAAACAUGGCUGCGAGAAAAGUUCUUGUUGGUGAGUGAAUUUUCUUCAUAUUUUGUAUUUUGUGCAAUCGUUGUACAGUACAUAGGUGAGAAUAAUGAAAAUUUGUUUGAUAUUUGUAUGAUGUUUGCUAUCAUGCAAACCAGGGGUGUUGUGCAGGAAUUUUAUCUCAAAUUUUCAAUCACAUGUGAGAAGAGUGCUUGCAAUUUCACUCCACCAAAUACCGACAGUUUUCUUGAGGUAGCCUGCCAGCCUGCUUUAUCUGACCUCUGGAGAGGCUACCAAAGGGUAGCUCAAUUUAAUCUAGGUCUUUGGACUUGGCCUUCUCAUGUUGAAAAAGGCAGUGUUUAUAUUCCAAAUGUGACGUCAUUUCUGGGCAUGUACAUGAAAAAUUACCUGGGGCCUACCCUAAGCAGAACUGGGGCCAUUUGUUUACUCUAAUCAAGGACAUCAAGCUUUGAACAAUCUGGCUAUAUUUCUUGUAGGUGGUGGGAGUGGUUUCAUUGGUCGUGCCCUCUGCAAGUCACUCAAGAAAUGUGGCUAUGAAGCGAUCUUGUUAUCAAGAACACCUGGACAUUCCAAAAUAACCUGGGUAACUUGACAACCAACCUAGUUUUGUUGCCGAUAAGGUGGCCUAAAUGGCAUUAGUCAAACACCUUAAUAUUUUUCCCUAGAGUGAUUUGAAAAAGAAUGGUGAAUUACCAGAAUGUGAUGCAGUUAUCAAUCUCGCUGGAGAAAAUAUUGCUAAUCCAAUGAGAAGGUUAGAUUUGGUUGUUUAAUUUGCAUUUCAAUUUUAAGUGUCUGAUCCAUGCGACCAUUAUUGCAUUGGCUAACUUGUUGCAUUUUGUAAUUCCAUAGAUGGAAUGAAAGUUUCAAGGCAGAAUUGAUUGAAAGUCGGAUUGGGACAAAUAAAAUUUUGACAGAGUUGAUAAAAAAGGCAGCUAAACCACCACAAGUUUGGAUCUCAUCAUCUGCAAUCGGUAUGAAUAGACCUUUUUAAAAGGUCUGCCUUAUUGUGAUGUAGUUUGUGGAUAAAUAUGAUCAUUUGGCCAAUCAGGGAAGCCAAAUGGCUGUGCAGGGUUUUCCUUUAUCCGCAAACUACCAUAUGUCAUAAGGCAGACUUUCUAAAAAGGUCUGUUGUAUAGAGCAGACCAAUAUUAAUAUACCAUCAGCAAAAUUAUAUAUAGAGCAGGACAGAGUAGAAUGGAAUAGCAUAGGAAUAGCAUAGGAAUACAUUGAUUGUUAUAAAAUUCUAUUUUAUUUACAAAACAGGUUACUACCCAACAAGUGAAACAGCAGAAUACACAGAGGAUACACCUCCUGAACCAGAAAAUAAUUUUUUUGCCAAAAUUUGUUGUGACUGGGAACAGUCAGCCAUUCUGCCAUCAGAUCAUCCAUCUCGGCAUGUCACUCUCAGGAUUGGUUUGGUUCUUGGCCGUGAUGGUGGUGCCAUAAAAUCCAUGAUUUGGCCAUUUUGGUUUGGCGUUGGAGGUAUGGAAGCAUGCAAACUUUAUAAAAAUAAUAAAGUAGGGCACAUUGGAGCACAAUGCAACUUUAACCCUUCAAGUGGCAAUGCACCCGGAUGCACCAUACUUUAUUAUUUUACUCUGUCAAUUUUACUUGUCAGUGGGAGAGUGCUGCCACUCUAUGGGUUAAUUAAAAGCCUCAAUGCCUAAUCAUUUCUGAUUUCAGGGGUUGUUGGCAAUGGCAAGCAAAUUAUGUCAUGGAUUCACCUUGCAGACAUUGUAGGGAUAAUCAUACAUGCUUUGGAGAAUGACAAUGUCCAAGGCAUUCUGAACGCAACUGCUCCGCAACCUGUUUCAAAUUCUGAAUUCACAACAACAUUUGCCAGUGCACUGUGGCGACCAGCAUUCAUUCCGGUACCAGCGUUCGCUGUGAACAUGAUCUUUGGACAGGAAAGAGGAAUUAUGCUGCUUGAGGGACAAAAAGUUAUUCCUAAGAGGACAUUGGAAUCAGGCUACAGUUUCCUGUUUCCAGAUAUCGAGUCAUGUUUGUUAGAUAUUGUGAAGUGACAUUGUGUAUAUAAAAUGUUCUAAAGUAAAGAUUCACUUUAUUAUUUCACUCUGUCUAAUGCCAGAUGAUUUUACUCAUCUAGGAGAGAGCACUGGUGCUCAAUGGAUUAAAUAUGUACUUGUAUGUUUCUGAUGCUAUACACAAGAAAGAGUUUAUAGCAAUUUGAAAGCACCUCAAAGUGUGUAACAAACUCAGCUAGUGCUUCCUUAGCCUAUGUCAUAGAUCCUAUCUCUGAGGAAUUGAGAUAGGGUCUACGACAUAGGCCAGCACUUCCUUUUCUAACAUGCUUUUUGGCAUUUCAAAGACUGAUAGCAAAUUCAUUCUUAUGUAUGGUGAAGUUUACAAACAUUACACUGAGCACUCACAGGUUUAUGAAUUUAUUGUUUCUUUGAACUAUCUGACCACAUUGGCAAAAGAUCACUUUCGGGAUAGCCAUGUAUAAGUAACAACAGAACCACCAUGACUAAUAAUGGCAGUACAGCAUAAAGCACAAGCUUUUUGCUUGACCCUUGAUGAAAGCUAAUAAAUAUCCUAUCUUGAGUACAUUGCUUAAAUCUGUCACAAAAUUCUAUCAAAAUGUAUGUACGCUUUGGAACCUUUGGUGAUGGCAAAGUUACCAAAUAAACUCCUGGUUUAUCAUACUUGCUAAUGUGAUGUGUAACUCCCGUCUCUGUAGCGUAACUAAUGACAACUCUGGAUUCCCAAUUAUGUCCUUUAACGAGGCUACCAUAAAUUUCAAAUUCCACAUCAAAACUUGCAGUUGUGACCGUGUGUAGUUCAUUGGUAGUUUUAGUGAACACAAUUCCAAACUUGUCUCGGACAUUACUCUUGUUUGUGUCUAAAUUGGAAAAUGACAAGAUGGCUCCAUCUGAGGUUGAAACAAUGAAAGCCAUAUUUUCCCAGUCAUAAAUGACGGGCGUGUAUGAUAUUUCGUCUGUUGGAAUAACUUCGAGACAUUGGGUGUUUCCACCAAGAAUAUUUAAAUUUCCUCCUGACAUGAUGUACAUAUCGACCAAGUUAUCAGGUUGGGUCUGAAGCAAGACGUGCGAGUGAAUCUCAUUACCUAAUGAGACCGGCCACUUUGGCAAGACUUGACCAGUUUCACUGUCUAGAACCCAUAUAUAACCAUCGUUAGUUGCAAUAACGACUUCUACUUUAUUAUCGUUGUCAAUAUCGUACAAUUGCGCACCUGCGGUUACAGUUCCAGAGACGAUGGCCUCCCAUAUUAGUUUCUCUUUACUGUAACACAUUACAUUUGCACUCUUGUCAACAGCAAUAACCUCCAAAUGUCCAUCAUCAUUCACAUCACCAACUGCAAUUUUACCAGCAAUGGAGUCUGAUAAAUCAAACGACCAAGGAUACUGUCCAUCCUUGUUCCAAACAUGUAUCCUACCUGAUGCGCUACCGAAUAUGACUUCAUCACUGCCAUAGUUACCGUCUAAGUCAAUAACCGUAGGUGAGGAUAACAGGUAGCUAGGUAAGCUACUGGAUUUCAUUGUUAACUCGAAGGUUGUAUUAUAUAUUAUUUCCCUCGUCCGAAGGUCAACAACUAUUAAACCGCUAGCCUGGUAAAAGUCAAGAUUAGAUUUGUCUAAAGUUAAGUUUAAUAGCAGCCGUUGUUCGUUUGAUUUAACUUCGUUAUCAAAAUAAUAAUUAACUGGUAUAAUCAGGUCACUGUUUAUGCCAUCGCCGCUAAAAUCACCAAUGACAGGAGUUGAUAAAAUAUGGGUAUCGAGCACUACAAACGAUUUAAACUUUACGUCAUGAUGCUCAUUAUAAUCAUCCGCAGUAAUGAACCUUGUAUUUUUCUCAGGGCUUAAGUCAUAUUCUGAAUGUUUUGUUGUAUGUAUGUUCAAAACAUACCAUUCACGUUUGACCAUUAGCCAAGGCAGGGGGGUGGUGUAUCUUGCCAACACUGUCCCAUUUUGUGAUAGAAACAUAAUUUUGCCAUUGUCUGUUGUAAGCAAAAUAUCCAUCGAACCAUCUUGGUUAAUAUCAUAUAACAAAGGACCUGAGUAGAAAGACUCUUCAGGAAAAUGCACAGGCCAUUGUGAGCCCUCUUCUCCGGUAGCUGGGUCAAUAACACUUCCACUUCCAUCAAGAGUAGUGACAACUAAACCAUGCUUGUCGUUUUUGUUUAGUUUUGCAAGCAGAGGCAGCGAAACCACUGCUGAAUCGCUUAUACUAACUGUCCAGUUUAAUUUCAGUUCCUUGUGGCAGGAUUUGGUGAAUGUAUGUUGUAAAAUUGGCACAAAAAUGAUUAAAAUUUUAGUAAAAUACAUGCACAACAUGUUAGUUUUGUUUGUCAUAUUUUACGCCGACUGCUAGCC